AUGGAUUUGGAUGACGCCGACAAUGAGCCCUGCAUGGAAGAACAAGCACCAUUGUCACUCAAGCAAACCACAACUUCCUGCCUUAUUUCAUCCAGAUCCACUAAGCCUCGCAAAAUAAAUUCAUCUACGGUUCAAACUUGCGCUGUACCAUGGGCCAAACAAACCAACGAACGCUUCACUCUUUUGCUACUUGUCAUUAUCAAAGAUCCAGAAGAAGACAGCAACAAGAGCCACAUUGACUCGUCGUUGGAUGCUGGAUUAAACAAUGACAUUGCCAAUGAGCGAUCAACUCGUCUUGCCAAAGCUGACGCCAUUUGGGUCAAGAAGGCCAAGGAGAUCUUGGCCAAGAAGUUGAAUUCCAACAAGAUGAUCAAGGCCGAGAGGUUCAGGUGGGGGAAAAAUGCAAGGGCCAGAAGAAGCAAGGGCCAGAAGAAAGAAAUGUCUGAAAAGGAGAUCGAUUUUGAACCAACCUUUCUUUAUUGA
Molecule: messenger RNA, 483 nt
Organism: Cylindrotheca closterium
Lineage: Eukaryota; Bacillariophyta; Bacillariophyceae; Bacillariales; Bacillariaceae
Source: the annotation of a GenBank genome assembly